AAGACCUGGAUUUGCCGAGCACACGGCUGCCCGGCCAGCAGGAUCUGCAGUGUCUGGCGGAUAUGAUUGAGCUGUUAGGUGGACUAACCUCUGGCAGUUUCUGGGCCAUAAAGAUGUUCGAUUCAUGGGGCACUUUCCCCAAGGGCGUGAUUUAUGGAAACCUAAUGGACAUGGGCAAUUACGAUGAGUGCAUUGGCAUUAACAAGGCCAUGGGCGAUAGCCAUGCUAUAAAGGGCAAGUACUGCUUUGCGGGCCUAUCUUUAGCUCAACUUGGCAUUAGGAUAAGAACCGCCGUUUGUUUUCCCGCCUCCUGCGCCGCAACGCAUAUGGAUACGUUCCUGCAGCAUCUGCUGCAAAAACUUCUAAAUAUCAAAACAACGCAGCCCUUGGUUAGUGAGGAUAGCUGCAGGACAUCGGAUCGUGAACCCAACGACGGUCUAACCAUAUUUACUAUUGUGUUAGUCUCGCUUCUGCUUGCCUGCGUCGUCUUGACAACUAUCUAUGAUUAUGUCUAUUGCGAGGAUCAGACGCAACUACCUGCCUUGAUUAAGAUCUUCUCGGCACGUGCCAAUUCCCGCGCGCUCUUUCGCCUGGUGGAACCCAAUUCGAAUCCCAAUGUCAUCGACUGUCUCCAUGGCAUGCGUUGCAUGUCGCUCAUCUGGGUUAUCUUUGGGCAUCAAUACCUGUUCGCCUUGCUAGCGCCGAAUGUCAACCAAUUUCGCCUGAAAUGGUGGUUCGAAAAUCCGUACACAAGCCUUGUCCUACAUGGUACAUUCUCCGUGGAUACAUUCUUCUUCCUAAGUGGCCUGUUGCUGGUCAUGAUUUCUAUGCGUUCCUUGGAAAAAACUAAGGGAAGAUUAAACAUUCCACUGAUGUAUCUCCAUCGUUAUUUGCGCCUCACGCCCAUUGUGGCUCUGGCCAUACUCGUGUAUAUGAAACUGCUGCCACUUUUGGGUGAUGGUCCCCUGUUUGACAGCAUUAAAUUCGAUGAUUACAGCCAUUGUAAGAGCACCUGGUUCUGGACUUUGCUCUACUUGCAAAACUAUGCAACGCCAGAUCUGUGCAUCAAUCACAGCUGGUAUUUGGCUGUGGAUAUGCAGCUCUACAUACUCUCACCCAUAUUUCUGCUCGCUUUGUAUAAGUGGGGCAAGAAAGCCGCAGCUGGAAUCUUUGUUUUCAUGCUUCUGCUCUCCGCCUGCCUCUUCAGCACGAUGAUGAUCAAGAAAUAUCCUAUAUUUUUGGAAAUCGGACUCACUCCAGAUGAGGCUCAGCGCAAGCUUUACUAUGCCACACACACGCAUGCAGCUCCUUGGCUAAUCGGGGUGCUCCUUGGUUAUUUCCUGCACGUAAAUCGAAACAGAACCUUUAAGUUGAGCCGCAUUGAGAUCUGGCUGGGCUGGGUUGUGUGCUUGGCUUUGAUUUUCACCUCGUUAUUUGUGCUGUAUCCCUUUGCCGAUUGGAGGAAUCCGGUGUUGACUAUGCUGGAAGAGGCCCUUUACUAUACACUGACCCGCAUCGCCUGGCCCCUGAGCCUGUGCUGGGUGGUCUUUGCCUGCAUGAGGGGCUAUGGAGGUUUGGCCAAUAGCUUUCUCUCCUCUCCACUGUGGCAGCCGCUGUCGAAGAUCUCCUAUACUGCCUACAUCUUCCACAUUUUCAUACAGCAAAUUAAUGGAAGACGCAUGCGAACGAGCACCUAUUUCUCCGACUACGAUGUGAUGCUGAUUUUCUGGGGCGGCUUUGGCUUUAUCUUGCUGCUGUCCUACGUAAUGUAUAUCAUUAUGGAGGCACCCUUCGGUGUGCUAGAGGCCAUGCUUAUGCCCAAACGCAGACCAAAUCCAAAGCCUGCUGUCUCCACUGAACCACAAAUGGAACCGAAAAUCUCCGAUACGAGCAAAGCUGCUUUAGAGCCACAGCUAGAGACUGAUACAACAACAGAUACAACAAACUCUGCGCCUUCCAGUAAUCAAUCCUAAGCUUUAUUUCUAUUUAAUUAGAAUAGGUUUCUAUUUUU
This is a messenger RNA of Drosophila montana, 2011 nucleotides long. RefSeq names its product nose resistant to fluoxetine protein 6-like. NCBI's taxonomy places the organism in Eukaryota, Metazoa, Arthropoda, Insecta, Diptera, Drosophilidae. Bases 63 to 1973 code for a protein of 636 amino acids. The transcript is spliced from 9 exons. Gene Ontology annotation, molecular function: acyltransferase activity, transferring groups other than amino-acyl groups. The record is from RefSeq and is a predicted model, not a curated record.